This is a messenger RNA of Macrosteles quadrilineatus (aster leafhopper), 545 nucleotides long. RefSeq lists its product as uncharacterized. Bases 60 to 545 code for a protein of 161 amino acids. NCBI's taxonomy places the organism in Eukaryota, Metazoa, Arthropoda, Insecta, Hemiptera, Cicadellidae. The transcript has 4 exons. The record is from RefSeq and is a predicted model, not a curated record.
CAGCAAUCGCUGAGAGAUCAAAUGAAGGCAAUUUCAAGUACACAGUGAAUGCAUCAAGAAUGAUUGUUCCUUUGGAAAAGAAGCCUUCUAUACGAAUAGCAGGAUAUUUGGAAAAGAGGGGGAAAAUGAGAUUGCUAGUCUGCCGAUGGAAGAGGUGGUGGUUCGUCUUGGAGGGCCGACUGUUGUUGUACUACAAGAGUCAGCUGGAGUACCUGAACCUGUCACCAUGUAGAGGAUCACUGAACCUAGGCCUAGUAUCCAGUGUGAGGCCAGGCAAGGGGCUGGAGCUGAGUGUAGUCACCAGGUCACAGACUGUUGUACUGAUCUCUAAACCUAGGCCUAGUAUCCAGUGUGAGGCCAGGCAAGGGCCUGGAGCUGAGUGUAGAUACCAGGUCACAGACUGUUGUACUGGUAUGUACAUGAACAUGUCACUAUGUAGAAGAUCUCUAAACCUAGGCCUAGUAUCCAGUGUGAGGCCAGGCAAGUGCUUGGGCUUGGAGCUGAGUCACCAGGUCUCAGACUGUUGUACUGGUAGGUACAUAUGA